UCGCUGCGAUGCGUCGACUGUCGAGAGGAGCCCUUCCACCUUCCACUGCAGACGAAAUUAGUCGUGGGCAGUGGGCUAUCGCGCGGCUGUUCCUUACAGAAAAAAAAAUUAUGAUGGCAAGCAAGGCUUGGAAGGUGGUCCAGCCGCACGUGCCGAUGAUCAAGUUCCGCAAGGGCGGCAUCGAUCGCGCAGCAGUUGCGGGCACGAUGGCCGCGCCAUCUGGACGAUCAGGAUCGGCGCAGAUGCAGCAGAGCGCGGGCGGCGCAACGGGCCCCCAGGUAAUCGUACUGCCGACGAUAGAAGAUAUUCACUUGCCGCCACGGUAUCAAAGACGACCGAUAGAUCAAAAGGAAAUCGAAUAUAUCAAUCGUGGUGGGCCAGAGUGAAUUUGCAGUGCGAGCAUUUAGGAAACUCCGUAUUUAAUUAACUUUGUUAUUGACCGACUCGGUGCAAUGUGUGUUGUUAAUAAACGAACCCCUGACAGAGA
This is a messenger RNA of Temnothorax curvispinosus, 487 nucleotides long. Its product is annotated as 28S ribosomal protein S36, mitochondrial. The coding region runs from base 9 to 386 and encodes 125 amino acids. Lineage: Eukaryota; Metazoa; Arthropoda; Insecta; Hymenoptera; Formicidae. Gene Ontology annotation, biological process: 2-oxoglutarate metabolic process. The transcript has 4 exons. The record is from RefSeq and is a predicted model, not a curated record.